GAUGGCGGCGCCCAGGGGCGGCUCGGGCCUGGAGACGGACACGGACUCGGACAGCAGCGGCGAGGCGGCAGCGCGGUUCCGGGAGGCCGCCUGGGACUGCGCUGCGCAGGCGGCGGUGGCGGUGCGGGCGGAGCCGCGCAGCGGUGAGGGUGGCUCUAAAAAGGAUCGGCCACAGCCUGCUCAGCCUAGCCUAAGGCGUGAGGUGAACAGUCAUGAUGAGGAUGGAAAUGAGCUACAGACGACACCAGAGUUCAGAGCACAUGUUGCGAAGAAACUGGGAGCAAUGCUGGACGGUUUUAUUACUGUCUCGAAGGACUCAUCAGGACCUUCACAAACUUCUGCCCAACACUCUGACUCUGGAGAUGACGGGUUUCGCCUCUUCUCCUCCUCUGUCCCGGGAGACUGUGGGAAGUCGGAGCCUGGCCCUGCAGCAAGGCGGAGGCGGCCGUCUAGCUCCAGUGACUCAGACAGUGACCAAGAAUGGCAAAGGUACCAAGAGGCUGCUGUGUCAGCCACAGACAUUCUGAAGCAAAGUGCUUUUCCCACACUGUCCCAGGAUUCCAGCCAGGAUCAGAGUCAGGGUUCUGUAGAGCACGGCCAGAAAAAAAAGAAGAAAAAGAAAGUUAGGGAAGAGAAAAAUAUUCAAGAGAAAAUAAUAGACCCAGCAGAGUGUGACCAGAUCAGCAAAGAUUUGUCACAGUUGGUGUCUGCAAAUGGAAAGCCUGAGAAACAGAACGGCAAUCAUACAGAGAACUCAGUGUUGCCAAGAGUCGUGAAGAAGAAAAAGAAGAAGAAAAAAAGAGAAUGAAGAUUUUGCUCUGCAAAACGGCAGGUGGCAUCUGCACCCAGAGCACCAGGUCCCCUUGCUGCAGAGAGUUAAAAAAGCUCCGAUGGGUACAGAAGACUCUCUUUGUGUGGCUAAAAAGAAGUGACAAUUUGGAGUCUGUGUAAAAAAUAUUUAAUGUAAGAAAUUUUCAUGUGAAUAUUAACAUAAAAAGACCUCUUUAGUUUCUAAAGAUUUUUUUUGUCAUACUCUUAAGAAAGAGAAUUUAAAGAACAAGAGCUUUUUUGGCAUUGUCCUAAUGAUGUUUUGAUACAGUUUCCAUGCAUUUUAUUUUUUAUUAUUAUUUUCCUAAUUUCCACUUCUUCCGCCCCCAACAGACAUACUACCCAAUAACGGUAAUUCGAUAAUCGUUAACUGUAAUUACAAUAUCCAACCACAACAUUUAGUUUUUGCAUGAUACAUCCUUAUAAUUCAAGGAUUUUUGCAAACAGAGACAAGAGAUUGUGGGCCUCCUGCAAUAUGUGACACAGCAGAUUCUGUCAUACUCUGCUACUUCUGCCUGUGUUUGGCGUGGUGAUUUCUUUUAUCUAAAGUAAGAUGGAAAAUAUUACCACUGUUCUUGUCUAAAAGAUUGCCCAAUCUAUGUUCUGUGAGUGCAUAUAUACCUGCUGUACGCUUGAGGGGGGAUGAGGACACAGACCAUUAAGUUUCGACAAAGUGCAGCAAUAUUUGUCAAGGGAAACUGUGAAGAGAAGAAAACAUAGCAACAAAUUAUCUGUCUAUAUUGUGUGGCUUCAAUGAUUCCUUAUGCACCCAGAAGUCCUGUUGCUUCUGCUUGCCUUGAAGACCUUCAGCUGCAGAGGCUUGUAAAACAGGCUGUCUUGAAACCAGUGAACUUUGAAGUCUAUAAAAACAGAAAUAAACAUCUGUUUGUACGUUAGGACCUCACUGAACGCUACAACUGGAUGCCAUGUGGAGAAUCCUUAGCUGAAUAUGGAAACCCUUCAAAUACUGAAGAGGAGGUAAAUAUUCUCUAUCACUUUAUCCUGAAGGGUUUUUUCCCUUGGUCUAUUAGAAUUGUCCAUUUUAAACUGUUGGAGGCUGGACACUUAACAAAAUGAGAAAUAGACUUCUACACUGUCAACUUUACCUUCAGUGUAACCUGCCAGACUGUGCUAGUGAAUGGUUCAGCACUCCAUUAAGCAUUUCAGGUUCUUCAAUGUGGGAAAACCAGUGAGCUUUUCAGUGUUUCUUAAAUGUUAUAAAUUGCUAGCAGUCAGACUGAAUGGUUGGGAAGCAGGAAGGAGGCUCCCGCUGCGAAUUAAACCAGUAACCCUUUUAUAUACCCUGGCACUAAGGAUUGCAAUGUUCUAUUUCUCAGAUUAUUUCAAGUGCCACAAGAUGCAGUUGUGAGAUAAAAAGAAUAGCAGAGGCCGAGGGUGGAAACUGCAAAGGUUUAACCAGGUAAAUUAUAAUUCUAGCAGUAGAAAAUUGUAGAGUGCCAUAAUCCAGAUAGCAUUCUCCUGUAACUGAAUUGUACCUGGGGAUUUUGCCUUGAGGAUUAAUAUUUGAAAGAAAAGGACUUUGCUAUACCUGUUUUCAUCCAUUAACAGUGCUUAGUAUAUGUUGAUUUCCUUAAUUGCAACAAUCUGCCAGGCCAUCACUUGAUUUGCAAGUCACCCUGACUAACCUGAACUUGCUGAUUGUGACAGGGGAAAUUUUUGCAGUUUGAAGACACCGAGUGAUAUCUGCUUGGUUUUCUUAGGUUUGCAGUAUUGGGUUUUGUAUCUUUUUCCUGCAGAGUUGCAGGUGUAAUUAACAUGGUGGUUGAGACCCCUUAAAUUCAAUGCUUCACUGACAAGACAUAAGCAGCUUUACAACACUGAACUGGUCAGCUUAAGAGCAGGCUUAUGAACAAUGUUCCAUUAACAAAUCAGUUUGGAGAGAUAUAUCAAUUAGUAGCCACAAGAAAUCUGAUUUCUAUUUUAUUUUAAUGGAAAAUUUAAUAAAGAUUAUUUAAAUACAUUCAACUACUUUGCAUUGUCCUAUAUACACUUAAAUGCAACUUCUGAGGGGUGAUUCUACCCCUCUGCUCCGCUCUGGUGAGACCCCUCCUGGAGUUCUGCAUCCAGCUCUGGAGCUCCCAACAUCAGAAGGACAUGGAUUUGUUGGAGUGGGUCUGGAGGAGGCCACGAAGAUGAUCAGAGGGCUGGAGCUCCCAAAGCCUGACUUCUUGUAUCAACACCGUUUUUACCUUGGAUGUUUUCAUUUGCUGAAUUACGUUAUUAAGUGUACAUGAUGAAAAAUACAGUAAUUUGCUGGGAUAAAGCCAGUCUAAUGUGGCUUCAAGGAGCACACAGAGAAGGAAAACCCUUGAAACAUAUUUCUGAUAAAAUGCUACCAGAGGGAGCCUGUUCCAUGAAUGCAGUGGUAAAAUUUCAAUUGGCAAAAGAAACACAUAGAAAUGGUUCUUUUAAUAAUUCUUCACCAUUUUACUGUUCUUUCUGCUGAGACUGCUAAAUGCUCUUUUGGCCUGAAUGACAUUAACGUCACUCCCUCCUUGAAAAGAGAACUGUUAUUAUCACGUUCACCCUUAUUCUGUGGUUGAGGAAAAGAAAGCAACGCAAGUACCAAACCCGAUUAUUAUUUGUGCAUUGGGAGCUUAGAAUCAAAUGGAACACAGGAGUGUGAAAAAUCUGAGAUAAUUGUCAUUUAUAUGUUGUUUUCAUUGAGUUUUCAUUUCAGUUAUUUAUGGAAACCCUGAGCAUCUCAGUGGGAAAGGACUCACUUGAAUACGUAGUUUUAACAUUUCAAAUAUUUACCUAGUUAUGUUUUAAUUUAGUAGUC
Messenger RNA from Calidris pugnax (ruff), 3631 nucleotides. RefSeq names its product chromosome unknown open reading frame, human C12orf43. Bases 2 to 808 code for a protein of 268 amino acids. Gene Ontology annotation, biological process: Spemann organizer formation; negative regulation of Wnt signaling pathway; Wnt signaling pathway. The record is from RefSeq and is a predicted model, not a curated record. Lineage: Eukaryota; Metazoa; Chordata; Aves; Charadriiformes; Scolopacidae. The transcript is spliced from 7 exons.